AUGUCUCUAUUUCACUUGGUCCUGAAUUCAUUUGAACUCCCGGAUGCCUACGUCUGUCCAGAAGAAAUGAAACAUGAAUACUUUCCGAGACACACAUUGGGAACGUAUUUUUUGAUAUCUGGAAUUAUUCUAAUUCUUCUUUACAUCCCUUGCUUCGUCGUCAUGAUCAAAUCGAAAUCCCGUAAUCCAGCUUUCCGUAUAAUGAUCAUUCUUGCUAUUUUCGAUAUGAUCAACCUCUCCGUCAACUCUUUGAGCACUGGAAUUCUCGAUCUAAUCGGAGCCUCAUUUUGUCAAUAUCCUCGACUAAUUUUCUGUAUCGGAGCAAUUGGCGACGGGACGUGGAUGGCUGGAUGUGCUUCAUGUAUUCUUCUAGCAAUGGAUCGAUGUGUCGAGAUCAACUCCAAAUUUUUCUUAUCAUUCCUCUUCUACAAACGACCAUUUCGUGUAGUAUUGUUGAUUGUUGGAUUGUAUUGGAUGUACUCUGUAUGGUUUACCAAGCCUCUAUGUUUUUCGGCACAGUUUAGUUCAUGGUUCUUUGAUCCUAAAGUGGGGAAAGAUCCAACACUCUAUCACAACGUUGCUCAUACAAUCAAUAAUCUGGUUGUCUCGGCAGCUACAACAAGUCUAUACAUCUACAUGUGCGUCUUCUUGAUCUACAAAAAAGGCAAAAGUGCAAACUCCAUGUGGAUGUCUCGGAACAAGAAUCAAGUUAUCAUCCAAGCUGUCAUCAUCUGCUCUUUCCAUGCCGCCGCUGCCUAUAUUUAUGUCUACAUGCAAUUCUUCAACUCUCCACCACUUUUAUUCUUGCUCGGUCAGCUAACAUGGCAAUGGAGUAAUGGAUGCUUUUGUGUGGUAUACUUGACAAUCAACCGAUCAAUCCGAAGUUCAGUAAUCAACAUGGUUUCAAAUAUCGUACCGAAUAACACGGUGGUCGGAUAUAGUUCUGAGCCAAACGCCAUAUCUAAAGAAAUCGUUCGACUAGGUGGGAGUUCGAUGUCUGUUGUUCGACCAGUUGUUCAGCCUGGGGCUGUCUGGCCAUAG
Molecule: messenger RNA, 1041 nt
Organism: Caenorhabditis remanei
Lineage: Eukaryota; Metazoa; Nematoda; Chromadorea; Rhabditida; Rhabditidae
Exons: 4
Coding region: 1-1041 (346 amino acids)
Source: RefSeq, a predicted model, not a curated record